Molecule: messenger RNA, 1563 nt
Organism: Xiphophorus maculatus (southern platyfish)
Lineage: Eukaryota; Metazoa; Chordata; Actinopteri; Cyprinodontiformes; Poeciliidae
Gene: napepld
Product: N-acyl phosphatidylethanolamine phospholipase D
Exons: 10
Coding region: 301-1506 (401 amino acids)
Biological process (GO): N-acylethanolamine metabolic process; N-acylphosphatidylethanolamine metabolic process
Cellular component (GO): cytoplasm; membrane-bounded organelle
Molecular function (GO): zinc ion binding; N-acylphosphatidylethanolamine-specific phospholipase D activity
Source: RefSeq, a predicted model, not a curated record
UCACGUGACCGCAGCUUUACCGCCGACGUCACAGAAACGGAGCUGGUACCGAGUCGUUAUCCAACCGCGACACCUAAUGCACCAGAACUCGGCCCGCCAUCGUAGAGAAGCGCCCUCCUGGUCUUCCGCCUCCUUCAUGCUGGUCUUUGCCCGUCAGCGCGGCGGUAACGUAACCUGCGGGCGCCGAAUGACGCCACCAACUCCCGGUGAAACGGCGUAAACAGACAUGGCUGCCCGGUAGAGGAGCAGCUGGGGUUGUUCUGGUUGAGCUUUUUCUUCAGAUGUGUUGCUGGUAGAAACAUGGAGAAACCAAGAUCCUCAGACAGAGCAGAGCUGGAAGAGACAACAGGCCUGGUGGAGGAUGGUGAUUUGCCUCAAGGUGCUGAAGGUGGAAAGGUGGAUCCUCGAACCCUGAGGAAGAGCAGCUCCUCCCGCUCUUCCCGUAAGAGUUUCCGUCUGGACUACCGACUGGAGGAGGAGGUGACGAAGUCCUGUCGGGAUAAACAUGGUCGCUGGACAAACCCCUGGCCAACGUGGCGUUUUCCAUCGUACUCUAUGCUGUUCAGAUUUCUGGUGCUGGAUAAAAAUCACAGCAAUGUGCCAACAAGCAAAGAGGUCCUGGACAGUGAACUCCCAGUAUUGGAGCCCUACUUUGUCCAGAAUCCAGAAGCAUUGGACUCUCAUGCUGGUAUGAGGGUAACCUGGCUGGGCCACGCCACAGUUCUGGUCGAAAUGGAGGGGGUCAACAUUCUGACCGACCCCAUUUUCAGCCAGAGAGCAUCAUUUCUUCAGUUCAUGGGGCCCAAACGAUACAGAGGACCCCCCUGCACAGUGGAGCAGCUGCCGAGGAUAGAUGCCGUCCUCAUCAGCCACUCUCAUUACGAUCACCUGGAUGCUGGAUCUGUUGCCAGCCUUAAUACACGCUUUGGAGGGGAGCUACGCUGGUUCGUGCCCCUGGGAUUGAUGGACUGGCUGGCCAAGAUGGGCUGUGAGAACGUGAUGGAGCUGGACUGGUGGGAGGAAAACUGCGUCCCGAGUCACGACAACGUCACGUUUGUCUGCACGCCCUCUCAGCACUGGAGCAAACGGACAGCGUGGGAUGAUAACAGGUCUUUAUGGAGUAGCUGGUCUGUUUUGGGUCCCAACCAUCGAUUCUUCUUCGCCGGCGACACAGGCUACUGUCCGUCCUUCCAGGAGAUCGGGCGCCGCUUUGGGCCAUUCGACCUCGCAGCAAUCCCAAUUGGAGCGUACCUGCCCAGGGAUGUGAUGAAGGGACAGCAUGUGGAUCCAGAGGAGGCUGUUCAGAUUCAUCAGGACCUUCAGGCCAAACAGUCUGUAGCCAUACACUGGGGGACCUUCGCCCUCGCCUAUGAGUAUUACCUGGAGCCGCCGGUCCGUCUCAGAGAGGCCCUGGAGCAGAGGGGACUGAAACCAGAAUCCUUCUUCACUUUGCAUCACGGGGAGUCCCGGCUCAUCGCCACACAAGACAGAGACGUCUUCGAUUGAUGUCUGCAAAAACAAACAGUGCUCCAUACUGAUUUCAUUAAAAGACUGAAGAUUUGA